Dendrobium catenatum is the source of this 2344-nucleotide messenger RNA. Its product is annotated as NADP-dependent malic enzyme. Gene Ontology annotation, cellular component: chloroplast. The transcript is spliced from 20 exons. The record is from RefSeq and is a predicted model, not a curated record. The coding region runs from base 72 to 1985 and encodes 637 amino acids. Gene Ontology annotation, molecular function: malate dehydrogenase (decarboxylating) (NADP+) activity; malate dehydrogenase (decarboxylating) (NAD+) activity; NAD binding. Gene Ontology annotation, biological process: malate metabolic process; pyruvate metabolic process. NCBI's taxonomy places the organism in Eukaryota, Viridiplantae, Streptophyta, Magnoliopsida, Asparagales, Orchidaceae.
UGUUUCUCCAUUUGUCCAAGGCUCUCGCACUCAUCCCGAACAGCUCAGCACUCUCUCUCUCUCAAGGAAGCAUGCUGUCGCUGAACAAAAGCUGCAUUCUGAGAAUCGGUGGGAGAAGUAGAGAGUGGCGGUGGCGCCCUAGGGAUACUGCGGUGGUGGUGCGGUGCUGCGGCGGUGCAGGAGAGGGGAACGGAAGGGGCAUUUCGAUGGAGAGGUCGACGGAGGAGCGCAGAGAAGAAGGGGAUUCAGUGCUGGAUCUAGAUCCAAAAUCUGGGGUCGCCGGAGGCGUUCAGGACGUCUAUGGAGAGGAUCAGGCGACGGAGGAGCAAUUCAUUACUCCAUGGACCGUCUCUGUCGCCAGUGGUUACUCUUUGUUGAGAGAUCCCCAUCAUAAUAAAGGGCUUGCCUUCAGUGAGAAAGAAAGAGAUGCGCACUACUUAAGAGGACUCUUACCUCCCGUAUGCAUCAGUCAGGAGCUUCAGGAAAAGAAACUUAUUCACAAUCUUCGUCAGUAUCAAGUUCCACUGCAGCGAUACAUGGCAAUGAUGGAUCUUCAGGUGAGAAAUGAGAAGCUUUUCUACAAACUUCUUAUUGAGAACGUUGAAGAGUUGUUACCUGUUGUUUAUACACCAACUGUUGGGGAGGCUUGUCAGAAAUACGGUGGUAUCUUUAGGCGUCCACAAGGUCUUUACAUCAGCUUGAAGGAAAAGGGUAAGAUCUUAGAAGUGUUGAAGAACUGGCCUGAGAGGAGAAUUCAGGUUAUUGUGGUCACUGAUGGUGAGCGUAUAUUGGGCCUUGGAGACCUUGGUUGCCAGGGAAUGGGGAUUCCUGUUGGCAAACUCUCUCUUUAUUCUGCUCUUGGAGGAAUUCGUCCAUCUGCUUGCUUACCUAUCACCAUUGAUGUGGGGACAAAUAAUGAGCAAUUACUGAAGGAUGAGUUCUAUAUUGGAUUGAGGCAGAGGCGUGCCACUGGGAAGGAAUAUUCUGAACUGCUCCAUGAAUUCAUGCGAGCUGUUAAGCAAAAUUAUGGGGAAAAAGUUCUCAUUCAGUUUGAAGACUUCGCUAAUCAUAACGCAUUUGAAUUGCUUGCAAAGUAUGGAACCACUCAUCUUGUGUUUAAUGAUGAUAUUCAGGGGACCGCUUCUGUGGUACUUGCUGGAGUUGUUGCGGCAUUGAAGUUAGUUGGUGGGACGAUAACAGAACAUACAUUCUUAUUUUUCGGUGCUGGCGAGGCUGGUACUGGUAUAGCUGAACUUAUAGCACUGGAGAUGUCUAAACAGACUAAGGCUCCUGUGGAAGAGACUCGAAAGAAGAUUUGGCUUGUGGAUUCGAAGGGACUGAUAGUGAAAUCACGCAUGGAAUCACUUCAACACUUCAAGAAACCUUGGGCACAUGAGCAUGAGCCUGUUGGUAGUCUCUUGGAUGCUGUCAAGACUAUUAAACCAACAGUUCUAAUAGGAUCAGCUGGUGUGGGCAAGACAUUCACAAAGGAGGUCGUUGAAGCAAUGGCCUCCUUCAAUGAGAAGCCCGUCAUUCUAGCUCUAUCAAAUCCAACAUCUCAGUCUGAAUGUACAGCCGAGGAGGCUUACACUUGGAGUAAGGGCCGCGCCUUGUUUGCCAGCGGUAGUCCUUUUGAUCCUGUUGAACAUAAUGGCAAGAUAUAUUUGCCUGGCCAGGCAAACAAUGCCUAUAUUUUCCCAGGUAUUGGGCUUGGGUUGGUGAUAUCUGGAGCAAUUCGUGUCCAUGAUGAAAUGUUGCUUGCUGCUUCGGAGGCUUUGGCCCAACAGGUUACCCAGGAGAACUUGGAUGAAGGUUUAAUCUAUCCUCCCUUCAAAAACAUAAGAAAGAUAUCUGCUCAGAUUGCAGCUAAUGUAGCUGCGAAAGCCUAUGAGCUUGGCUUGGCUAGUCAUCUCCCACGCCCAGCUGACCUUGUGAAAUAUGCAGAGAGCUGCAUGUACAGCCCAGUGUAUCGUAGUUAUCGCUGAAUUCACAGUAUCUGGAUCUUUUUGUACAGAAUCUUCAUGUAAGUGUUCUUCUGAGUGGUUUUAGUUGUCACUACAUUGUAGUUCAAACUCAAAGAUCUCUGAUAGGGGAUUAAUUAUUCUGUGUGGAUACCAGGCAUUGUCCGGAGGUCAAUCAGAACACGCCACAUCACUUUUUUUGUUGGGUACCGGGUCCGGGUGACGUGACUCGUUCAUAUUAGCCUCCGAAUCGUCCGGUAUCCGCACAGAAUAAUUUCUCUUUAUAGGGACAAGCCUUUUCUUAUUAUGUAUCACUGAUUAAUGUUGUACUUAUUUCACUACAUUGUGAUUGGAACCAAUAAAGAAACUGAUGUUAUUGUUAA